Molecule: messenger RNA, 8023 nt
Organism: Protopterus annectens (West African lungfish)
Lineage: Eukaryota; Metazoa; Chordata; Ceratodontiformes; Protopteridae
Gene: IL1RAP
Product: interleukin 1 receptor accessory protein
Exons: 11
Coding region: 294-2018 (574 amino acids)
Biological process (GO): signal transduction
Molecular function (GO): interleukin-1 receptor activity
Source: RefSeq, a predicted model, not a curated record
GAGCUAACGUGCCGAAUGCCCGAUGAAUAUUCAUAGCGUUCACCGUGAAUAUUCAUUAUUCGAGUAUACGUCCAUUUGUUGUUGGUGGGUGGGGUUUAUGCAGGACUUGCUGCUGCGUAUCCGGAGGUACUGUUCUACAGCAACCACAGGAGUUUUUAUUUUCAAACGUUUUUAUCUUACUUACGCUCGUAGGGAAAAGCAGUGGGAAGGCGGUACUGGAGAAGAGCAAAUAUUUGACCGACAGCGUCACCAGUAGGGACAGGAGGCUUGCGGAUAAGGAAGAGCGUUGAAAAAUGAUGCUGCUGUUUUUAUCCAUACCCCUUUAUGUUUUGAUGGUUGUAAACACUGGAGUGUCAGAAAGCUGUGAUGACUGGGGAGUGGAUUACACCAAACAAGUAUGGGCAUAUGAUGGAGAACCAGCCCGAAUCAAAUGCCCUCUUUUUCUUGAGUAUUUAAAGCACAACUACAGCACCUUUCAUUCAGCUGGACUCACUCUAAUGUGGUACUGGAUGAGGCAGGAGCAAGAUCUUGAAGAACCUGUUAAUUUUCGUCUUACUGGUAAUCGUAUCAGCAGGGAGAAAGAUGUUGUCUGGUUUCGACCAGCCAUUCUUAAUGAUACUGGGAACUACACCUGCAUGUUGAGAAACACCACUCACUGUAUGAAAGUGGCUUUUCCACUCACUGUUAUCAAGAAAGAUCCAGGCUCGUGCAACAGUGUGCAGCAAAAGUUCUACAGGAAGCGGUUAUAUAUACGGGAUUAUGGAGAGCUUGAAUGUCCAGAUACAGAGGGAUUUUAUUCACAAACACAAGAUGCAAACAUCACUUGGUACAUUAAUUGUGAAUAUUGGGAAAACCUUGCUGAUAGGAUAAUCAAGGAUAAAAAGCUGUGGUUCAUUGAUGUCCUGGAAGCAUACUUGGGAAACUACACCUGCAUACUUUCAUACUUUGACCAUGGAAAAAUUUUCAAUCUGACAAGAACGAUUGCUAUUGACAUGAAAGCUUCACCUAGUGUUGCCAGGCCUCCAUCAGUGCUUUUUCCAAGUGAUGAACAUGUCCUGACAUUGGCAGUUGGAGAUUCUGCUGUUAUGGAUUGUAAAGUUUUCUUCACUUAUCUAGAAAACUCUCCUGAUUAUAUUUGGUGGACAAUAAAUGGUCAGCGGAUGGAGAACAUAAGCAAUCCCCGAAUUAGUACUGAAAGCAGCACUCAGGAAAAUCGGAAUGGAGAUAAAACUGUAAUACUGAAGCUAAUAAUUCAAGACAUCACACAAGAAGAAAUCAGAAGCAAAUAUGUCUGUCACGCUGAGAACACAAAGGGUUCAGACAAAAGUGAAGCGAUAAUAGAGCAAAAGUAUCCAGGGUACACUGUCGAACUAGCAUGUGGACUGGGUGUCACACUGUUUGUUUUUGUAUUGGUUAUUAUUGUAUAUUACUUCUUCUGGCUGGAGCUGGUAUUGCUGUAUAGAGCUCACUUUGGCACCGAUGAAACAAUAGGAGAUGGAAAAGAAUAUGAUGUUUACGUAUCAUAUGCAAGAAAUGCAGAAGAAGAAGAGUUUGUUUUGCUGGUCCUCUGUGCAGCUCUAGAGAACGAAUUUGGCUACAAGCUGUGCAUUUUUGACAGAGACAGUCUACCCGGGGGAACUAUCACAGAUGAGACUUUGAAUUUCAUUCACAGAAGUCGACGGUUGAUUGUUGUGCUGAGUCCUAACUACAUGCUAAAGGGAACACAGGCGAUCUUAGAGUUAAAGGCUGGUAUUGAUUACAUGGCCUCAAGUGGCAAUAUCAAAGUUAUUUUAGUGCAGUUUAAGCCCACUAGUCAUGUUAAUCAGGUGAAGGAACUAAAGCGGGCCCGAGCUGUGCUCAGUGUUAUUAAAUGGAAAGGGGAAAAGUCAAAAGAUCUGCAGUCUAGGUUUUGGAAGCAGCUACGUGUUGCACUCCCUGUGAAAAGAAAACUAAAUUUGCAUACUAAUACUCAAAGUGAAAGCUGUUAUCUCCAACUUUUGAAUGAAGCUGAGUAUUAGAAAAGUGAUUAAAUAGUCCUUUUACUAGCAGAAUAACAUUGAAUAUUGCUCAGUAAUGUUUGGCAACAGUUCUUACAUUACCAUUCUACACACUAUUAUAUGUUACAACAGGCAUAAAAUAAGUGCAGAUGGUGCUAUUGAAAAAUUGUUAUAGUAGGAGACAAAUUUGUAAACUAGUGAUAUCAGCAUGGUCUCUGAAAAGUAAUAAUGGUUUGUAUUGUUACUUUUUUAUAAAGCACUCUUGAAACUGUUAUUGCAUAGGCAAGUUUAUAUAUCUGUUUUACCACAGGAAAUGCAAGUGUCCUGAUCAGUGGAGAGCAUUACUAAAUACUUUGAAAUAUGGAAGUAAAACUAACUGAAGUUAAAAGUAUUUUUUACAAGAGUUGUAUAUUGUAUUUUAUAAAAUAUUUUAUGUGAUGAAUUAAAUGUCUUUGUUGUACAGUGUUUAAAAAUGCUAACAGACACAGGCAAUAGCCUUAUUUGGCACAUUCUUCCCCUUUCUCCAUUAAAGGAUUUGCUGUCACAGGAAUUGAAAUCAUAUUAGCCCAAUACAGUGGUUAGCUAUUAGUAGGAGUGAAUUAAUUGCAUGAAACUGCCAGCAACUGUUAUUGGCUUGAGUAUCAUUUAGCCAUCAGUUUUUAAAAUAAGCUGCCCAAAUGUGAUUGUGUACAUUAUAAAUUAAAAGUAGCAGUCCUGCAUUUGGAUUUGCCUUGAACCCGUAUAAAACAGGCAAUUUAUUAGUAACUUAAAAACUAUUUAAAGAUUAAAACAAAAGAAAUUAAAAUGCAUAUAUGUGGUAGUUUUAAAUGAUUCGAACUCAUCCGCUGAUGUAUAUUAAUUUGCAAGAGGAAAUUGCUGCUUGCUUGGUUAAGUAAACUUUUUACUUUCCACCAACAUCCAUUUCAUGUUAACUUAAGCACAAAGUGUCACUACAGUAAUUAUAUUGUGCCAUAUUUUUCUAACACUCAUCCUCAUUCAAAAGUUGGAGAUAACUUUCACUCUGAGUACAGGUAGGCAAGUAUAGCUCAGGGGAAGGCUGAAUAACAGGCUUGACAGAGCAGAUAUCAGCCAUUUCAGUGAAGACUGAAUAGUACAAAAGAGACUCCUUUGAGAAUAACUUCACUUAAUGGUACUUUGAUUAAAUUGUAAAAGUACGUUUUAUGUGAGAGGCAAAACAACCACACGUUCCAUUCUGUGAGCAGCAUCUCCUCCUCCUCCUCCUGCUAAAUUAUAUUUAACUAUAGUGUCACAACCCCAAUAGAAAGAUUUAAGUAAAACUUUUAUCGUGUAGAAAGAUUUAAGUAAAAGGUUAUAAAGUUUUGCUGAAGUAGCCUUUAUUUAGUCAGUUUCUACUAAAUGAAGUUUGAGUAUGAGGGUUGCAAAUUAAAUGAUGGGCUCCCUGGCAGAUGAUCAUGAUUAUAUUUUGAACAGCUGUAUCUUCAGAAGUUGAUUGGUGUAUUUCCUUCUGUGUGCCUUAGUGAGUUAGUGGUAAGAUAUAAUUACUGCAAUGACACUUUGUAAUUAAGUUACCAUGGAAGUGGAUGUGGGUAAAGCAUAAACUCAAUGAAGCCCAUUUGUUUUUUUUGUUUUUUUUUUUUGUUUUUUUUUUACAAACAUUGACAGUAUAUGCUUGACUUUAACAGCAUUUGAUAACUUUUUUUAUUGCUUUUAUUUUUCCUAAAGUAAUUGUUUUACACUGCUUGAUAUGUUAAUUGGUCCCCAUUUAGAGGGAGACAAGCUCAGGGAACCUUAGGUCUGCUAUGAAGCUUGGUCAUCCUUUAUCACUGCUGAUGUAUUUGAUUCUCUCUGACUGAAAGGUUAAUUGUUGCCCUGUUAGAGAGAGAGAUAAGCUUAGGGAGCCAAGUAAUUAGAGCGGUAUGCAGUAGAUGUCAUUUGAAUACACAAUUCCAUAGACGUUGAGGGUUGCUAUAUGCUGAGUGUUGCAUUUCAGUAUGACAUGGAAACAGUGGCAGAUUGUGUUCCUGGGGCUCUGAGCAAGUUUCAUUCCAUGGCCCCCACCCAACCACACUCCUUCCAAACCUUUUCUUACACGAUGUAAUGCACAUGUUCUUUUGGAUUCAUCUUUUUGAUUUAUGACCAUUCAAACUCUUGUCAUUAUAAUCCAACAAUGACCACAGUAAGGUAAUCCAACCUGCUUUACACAACUGUACAAUAGUCUUGCAAAGUCAAACUAAUGACUGUUUAAUUUGAUUACAACAGAAGAGUAAUCCAUUGUCAUCAACAGACAUCCCUAGUACUUUUCAGUCCAAUUGCAUACCUCCUAACUCUCCAGACCUUUGUAGAAUAUCCACAUUUUUUUCCUUAUUUGUGGGUCUGUUCUUCAUAAAAGUUAUGGUUAUCAUUGAUCAACAAACAUUUGAGCUUCAAACUUCAUAUCCUUUAGAAAACGCACCUUAAUGUAAACACUGUUAUUCUACCAACUUUAUAUUAUGUUUAGAAUCUACCCCUGAUUUUUUUACCUUUGUCCCUCGAUUAUUUUUGGAUUUGUCCAGAUUAUUUUUUUUUGUUGUUUUUUUUUUGUGCCAAGAGUUUCAGAUGUGUGUUUGUAGCAAAAAUAAUUGUGGAGACAGAUGUAUUUCAUGUUUAUUUUACAGAAGUGCAUAGUAGCCCAAGUAUACCAACUUAUUUCACAUAAAUGCAAAGUAUUCCUGCAAUGCCAGACUUUUUAAAACUAUCAGCCAAAUAGGUAAGUUACGUUCAUCCACAGAUAAUCCUCAUACCCACCCAGUAGUUAUAACAGACUUUGUUGUGUUCACUUCAUCUGAUUGUGAUAAAAAAGUUGCAACUCUCAACAUCUUAGAGAAAGAAUCAAGACAUAGCCAAAAAAAUAAUGAGCACCAAAGGCCCAGAAUCGGGGACAAAUUUUAAGUAUUGCUGUUAUAUACUUAAAAAGCUGUUAGAAUAAAAGUUUUUGCAUUAGCAUGCAUUUUCUAGAGAACUCAAAGGCUGAAACUCACAUAUCUGCCAUUAUUUAGUGACUACAGUCUUCAAUUUGCCAGAAAAAAACGCCAAUUUUAUGUGAAACAAGAACAGUUGAGAGUUAUGCAAAUUCAACAUUGUUUCACAUAGAGUAGACAGUCCUACACGUAUUUCUAUUUAUUUCAUAAAUUCAGUCCUGCAAAAUCAUAUGGGUUAAUUGAGUAAACAAGAUUUAAAACUUAUUUUCAUCGACAGAUAGCGCCACUCGGCAUUUACAGCCAUUUUGUUGUGUGCGGCUCAUGUGACUAUGUCAAAAAAUAAUACAGAGCAAGAAUCAGGGACACAGCCAAAAAGUUAAUUGGGGAAAAAGGCCCAUAAUCAUAGAGGGAUUUUUAAAUUUGCUUGUCUUUUCUUAGAAAGUUGCUACCAUAAUAGUUUUUUUUUUUUUUUAACAUUGACAUGCAGCUUCUGAAGUGUAUGAAGUCUAAAACUUUAAACAUUUCCCUUUACUUUUUGACACCAGUCCUCAGUGAUUUGCAAGAAAACCAGAACAGUGUUUGAAGAACGCAUCUAAAUAAAGCUGUAUCACAGAUAUUCUGUGAAGUCAGGGGCAGUUUCAACUUGUUUGACACAAACAGUAUCCAAAGUUUAUUUCAUACAGAUGCACGUUACACCUGUAAAGCCAGACUAUAAACUGAGCAAAUGACAAGAGGUUAAUUAUUUUCACCCACAUCUAAUACCCCCCCCCCCCAUUUAGUGUCUGCAGUCCUUAAUGAUUUGGCAGAAAACUACAAAUUUUAUGAGACACUGACCAAAGCAUAUAUGACAACUCAGGAAUAUUUUGCAAAAUCAGGAACAGUUUCAAAAUCAUUUCAUAAAGAUAAGUACCCAGACAGUAAAUAUUCAAACCUGGUUCAUGUAAAUACAAGCAAGUUCUGUAAAGUCAGAUUGUAGCUGAGCAGACAACAAGAGGGUAAGUUUUCAUCCACAGCCAAGCUCCCAUCUCAUUUAUUGACUGCAAUCAUGAAUUGUCAGAAAUCUACAAAUAUUAUGAGAUCCAUACUAAAAGUAUGAGACAGUGUCAGGGAUAUUCUACAAAGUAAGGUACAGUUUCAACUUGGUUUGACACAAAUAGUACCAGGGGAUAAAUAUCCCAACUUAUUUCAUACAAGUACACAAUAGUCCUGCAAAGCCACAACGAGAGGGUAAGUUGCAGAACAAAAUAUUGGACCAAGAUGAAAACAUUCUGUGAAAUCUGGAACAGUUUCAAUUUUUUCCACACAAGGAGUGGCCAGGGAGUAAAUAUUCUAAUUUAUUUCACAUAAGUGCACACCAGCCCUUAAUGCUAAAUUUUAAGUUCUGCAAAUGAAGAGAGCAGGUUGCUUUAAUCCACAUACACCCUUGUAGUUGCCUGCCAGUGUAUUAAGAGAGAGUAAAUAUUUCAGCUUAUUUUGUACAAAUGCACAUUAGCCAUUAAGACUUUAAAUUGAGCAAAUGAAAAGGGUAAACUGCUGUCAUCCACAGCACAGCUAACACUCUAAUAUGGUUGGCUGGCAAUAUUAUUAGAAAAAGGAGACAUUUAGUUUUAUUUCACACAAAUCUGCAAAUCCACAACACUCCUUAAUGUCAGAUUUGUAAGGGGUAGUUGAAGACAGCAAAUUUCAUUCAUCCACAGCACAGCUGGCCCCCCUUUUAUCAAAUGGCUAGCUCCCCCAUCUAGUUUCCAGACAGUAUAUUAAAAAUGAGAGAAUACAUAAUCCAGUUUAUUUCAUACAAAUCCACACCAGCUCUUAAAACUAUACAUUACACUAGGCAAGUAAAGAGGACGAAUUUCUUUCAUCCACAGCAUAGCUAGCCUCCUCUUAUCUGGUUGACUGCCAGCAUUUUACAAAUGUUAUUUUUUAACUAAACCUUGCAUUACCAUAAUGGUGCAUCCUUCUUCUGUCUUUCAGACCAGCAGUCAACAACUGCAAUAUCUCCACUGGUCCAUCUGUGCAUGUGCAAACGACAGGCAUUGCAAAUGUUUACUCAAGGUGUCUGUCGUUUUUAAAACUUGAAAGAAAGGCUUGAUGAAUGAUAAUCAGUUGUUAUGUUCAGCAUAUAAUCCAACUAAGAUAAGUUAGCAGUGCUGAACAUAGAAAAAAAAAUUAAAGUAUAAUAAUUGUAUAUGCUAGUCAAACCCCCUGGAGCCAUGGUUACCAUGCAUCCACCUGAAUCCCCCCAUUGAAAUCCUCGACUGCAUGGAAACUGAUAACAGGGUGUUAGGGAUGAUACAUGCUUAUAAACUGGCAAAAGUGAGAACAUCCUGGGCAAUGAAUCUAAUGAAGUGCAGUUAUCAUUCAUAGCUUAAGCAUCUGUUACUGUUUUGUUUUAAAUAUGAGAUGAUAUUCUCUCAUUACAUGGAGCUAGAACCAAUUACAGCAUUACAUGGGAACAAGGCAGAAGUAGUAAUUCUUAACUGGGCAUUAGACACGCAUAGAGUACGUAUGUGUGUUCAGCACACAUAUUUGUGUGAAAUUUGACAUGUCUUUGGUAUGUGAGAGCAAAAAUAAAGCACCUGCUGAAAACACACGGAUAUAAGUAUGGUGUGUGGACACCAAACAGAAGAUACUUCAGCCAAAAGCUGAACACAAGUGAUGUAGCAAUGUUAAGUGCUAUGCCUUCAUCUCUGUUUAGAGUAAUGUCUACUAAUGUAUUAAAGAAAAAAGCUGUAGACUGAGCAACACUACUAACUGCUAUUUAUUAGAACCUGGUUUUGUAUAUUUUGUGGCAUUAUUUGAUAAUAAAUGUCCAUUAUAUGAUUUGUGAUCUGUAUUGUGUAACUUAUGUUGUUUUUAGUUUUAGUAGAAAAGGAUGGAUGUGUGUCAUGAUUAUGUCUUCCUAAGUGGAAAGAAUAGUGUAAUGUUUGUUGCUUGUAUCCCACUUAAAUGUUACUAGCUUGGAGUAUACCCUAUGCUGUUUCCAUUUGUAGUGGGGAACUGUGAUUGCAUGUUAUGAUUUUUUUUUUCAUAAAAAUAAAAAUGCUCAUUGCAUGUGUCACAGAUAAGAGUUUAUCUGAAAUAUUA